CGGGCCGAUCCAUAAAUCUACUCAAUUAAUCUUCAAUCCGAAUUUUCGGCAUCGCGAGAAGCCUCACUCACAGUGACUCACUAAACCCCGCGAGAGCGAACGACCACAACCGACUUCCAUCCAGCCGAAACGCCAAUUGUGACCAGCCCAACGCCAGAAUAGAGCUAAUUGGGCAGGGGAUCUACGCUUGGGGAAGGCAGAGAGGAAGAGAAGCAUGAAGAUACAUUGAACCCUAGCACGCCUCGGAACAUAUACAACUCUCGUCGCUACUAACUCCAGCUCGGUCGUCCUCCUCUCACAUACACACACACACAAUGCGGUCUUUCGCUCUAGCCGCUCUGCCACGAGCUCGCGGCGCCAAUAAAAUCGCCUUAACUUCAGCGACGGCAUCCAUACAAUCGCUAGCUACACGAAGGGCAUUCUCCUCCCUCCCCACGCUCCGACCCACGCUCCGCGCCUCCCCAGGAUCCGUCUUCCGCUCCCCCUCCUCCACCUCCAACAACGGUCUCAUCGAAUCCUUCGCCCCCCAACCCGGCGCGGGAGCAACAGCAGACCUCGUACCCAAAACGUCCCUAACCGCGCACCCCUGGCUCUCCGGCGCAGCCCAAGUCCGUUUCGGCCCGCGACCUACGAUGGCGCGGACCAGUCGUUUGGUACGCAAGCGGCGUCACGGGUUCCUGAGCCGCGUGCGCUCGCAUAACGGGCGCAAGACGCUGCAGAGACGCAGGGAGAAGAAGAGGUCUACGCUGUCGAACUAGGUUGUCUGUGUUUUUUCCCCUUGUGCCUCACCCUUGUGCCUCACUUCACCUCGCUAAGGUCUGGGGUCUAUGUAUCUGGACGCGCAGGUCAUGACGGACGGAUGAGAUGGCGAGUUUCUAUGAGGAAUUCAUGACGGGGGUGCUAGGCUAGCUGGGUCGUGAGUAGGAACUGGCUCGGUGCCCUUGUUGAGGAUUGUGUAGCGGGGGAGAGGGCAUGGGGGUGUACUAUAUACUACAUAUAGAACUGUAUAUUCCAAGAACCAUCUCUAAACCAGUGA
Messenger RNA from Daldinia loculata, 1036 nucleotides. RefSeq lists its product as uncharacterized. Gene Ontology annotation, molecular function: structural constituent of ribosome. Gene Ontology annotation, cellular component: ribosome. NCBI's taxonomy places the organism in Eukaryota, Fungi, Ascomycota, Sordariomycetes, Xylariales, Hypoxylaceae. Bases 315 to 758 code for a protein of 147 amino acids. Gene Ontology annotation, biological process: translation. The record is from RefSeq and is a predicted model, not a curated record. The transcript is spliced from 2 exons.